Penicillium longicatenatum is the source of this 987-nucleotide messenger RNA. RefSeq names its product NmrA/HSCARG family protein. NCBI's taxonomy places the organism in Eukaryota, Fungi, Ascomycota, Eurotiomycetes, Eurotiales, Aspergillaceae. The record is from RefSeq and is a predicted model, not a curated record. The coding region runs from base 1 to 987 and encodes 328 amino acids. The transcript has a single exon.
AUGUCUCCCACGAAGAAAAUCAUUGCUGUCGUCGGCGCCACCGGUGCCCAAGGCUCAUCAGUAGCUCGAACCUUUCUCGCCCUGCCCAACUGGCACGUCCGCUGCUUGACUCGAUCGCCCUCCUCCGAAAGAGCUCAAACCCUCGCUAAGCAAGGCGCAGAACUGGCUCAGGCAGAUCUGGACGACCCAGAAACACUGAGUCGCGCCUUCGCUGGUAUCCAUGCCAUUUUCCUCAAUACCGAUUUCUGGGACCCGUACGGCCGCGCCAUCGCCUCUGGUACAAAUGCCGCAACCAGCGCCAAAAUCGGCUAUGACACUGAGAUAAGGUUCGGCAAGAACGCAAUCGAUGCUGCCCGUGAAAUUCCAACACUGGAGCGAUUUGUCUACUCUGCCCUUGGCCCGAUGAACGCUGCUUCCGGAGGCAAAUACCCACACUCCUACCAUUGGGAAACCAAAGCGUACCUAGCAAAUUAUAUCCAAAGCACCGAGCUUGGCAAAUUGAGCUCCUUCAUCUAUAUUGGUGGAUACCUCACCAACCAAUUUCUCUAUCCGAAAUUCCGAAAGGAGUUUGGAGGGUAUACUCUUAUUCUCCCGGCAAGCAAGCAGACCCGUCUGCCGAUUAUAGAUACUGCUCGCUCGACGGGCCCGUUUGUGAGGGCUUUGAUUGAGGAAGAAGCCCCUGGAACUAAGCUAUUGGCCUACGAUGAAUACCUGAAUUUUGAGGAAAUUAUCAAGAUUUGGUCCAAAGUCACGGGUAAACAGGCUAUGUUUAUGCAGAUGGAUAUGCAGGACAUGCAUGAGAAGUUUGGUGUCCCAAUUGAGGUUCUUGGAGGCCCUGCAUUCCUGGAUGAGUUUGAUUACUGUGCUGGUAUCGAGGGUGUGAUCGAACCUGCUCAGUUGAAAUCUCGAGUGGAUAUGAAGAGUUUCGAAGAGUUGUUGAAAGGUAUGGAUGUUGAUUUUUUGCUGGGAACAAAAGAUUUGUGUUAG